AUGCUAGCUUUACAUUUUAUCAUAUGCAAAACAUUUGUACGCAAUACAAGUAAACCUUGAUCUGCAAUCUGAUUACAGCAGUGCAAUUAUGAAUAUCGAAGAGCUUACGACGAAUGAGCCUUGAAUGAUAUCGCGAAUUCUAACUUUAUUCUGUCGUCAACAUGGGCGUUGAUCUCUUCUUUUAUGGAGUAUUUUUCGCUUUAUUUACACGCGUACAAUCAGAAACGGCGACAAGUGAAACUUCUGGAUCACAUGUACAUGCACAAAGCUAUAACCGUUUCAUCAAGGAGCAGAAUGCGACGGUGAAUAAAAAGUACCAUGGCUCAGUGUCGGUUGAUGACGACAAUGUAGUCUACAAGUUCGAACAUGUGCAAGUGGGGGUGCACGAGAACAUUCAGAUUGAACUGUCGGUGGUCGGUGGCGACUACGAUCCAGCUUUGCCACCCCUAUUCGCAGUUGUACGGACUAGUGAGAACAUCAUGUCGUUCCAAGUGCCAGUGAUGAUCGGGGAGAGACUCUACUCGGAUGUGUCCCGCACCCUCUGUACUGCCCCGAAUGCAUCGGAAGAGCUGAACACAUUCUUCAUAGACUUGUCCACUCUCUCCGCUCGCAGAUACAACUUCACUCUAUCCACUACAGUCAUUGACUCAUCCCAGCUCAAGGGCACAGGACACGCCCUUCUGCAUGUGUCUCCGUCGCAACCACAAGUGCUCUCCUACCAACUGAAACCAGGAGAGGAUGAGUCCCACUCGUCAGUGCUGGUGAAGUUCGAAUCAGAUGACAACUACUGCUCCAUUGUGUCUGUCCAGAAUGCUCAAUGUCCAGUGUAUGACCAGGUGGACGAUGUGGCAUAUGAGGGAGUCCAUCAGUACUUCACUAAGAAGGCGGGAAUCGUAGUGUCGCGUGAACGACUGAAGUCAGACUGGUUCUUCAUUGUUGUCAUAGUAGUCCCCACGAACGUCACAUGCGACUCCUCCGAUUCCCUCUACCCCCUCUCCUCUCCCUUCCUCUUCAUGCCCCCCGCGAAGUUUCCCCCCUCCCCCAAUGCACACAGUCAUAUCAGUCUAUCUACUAAGAAGAGUGCGGAGUUGUAUAAAAAGAGAUGGGAAGAUGUUUUGAGAAUUAAUGACAAGCAGUCGAAAAAGGUCACCAUCACUAUAGUCAGAACUGGCGAGAAGGAGAUCUAUUUCACUGCGACUGUGACUGCAUUGGUGGCAUUCGGAUCCUUCUAUUUCGUUUUCUUCAUCUACGCCCUCGCCCAGUUUUGCAAAAACAGAGCUCUCCAAGAGCAGUACAGGCGUCAGACUCUGGAUCUAGACAACGACUGUGAUCCAGGACUGCUGGACUCCACAGUUCCAAUUUCUGUAUGCGAUAGCAACGGAGUCUCGUCAUCGAUACGAGAUAUAUCACACAGUGCAGUGAAUGUGCACUCUGGGAAUAGUGUAAGAAGUGGAAGUGCAGUACAUAGAAGCAGAGCAAUUAGUAACAAAAUCGAGUCGUCUAAUCAAGACACGAUUAGUAGCUGUUCUUCAUCUGCAGACGGAGACGGAAAUGGAGAGAACUACAGGACGGCGGAGGAGAAUCUGACAACAGCGGACACAGAAAGACUCGCCACAAACCACCACUGCACAUCAGCUACAGGCCACCAUCAUCACCACAAAGGCGUGGUCUAUCUGAGUGACCUGGCACGGAAGCGAUCGAACACUCUUCAACGAAAAUACAGACUAUAUUUUUGGACACUCCUAACAGUCGCCAUAUUCUACACUCUGCCUGUAAUCUAUCUCAUGAUCUCCUAUCAACUCUAUUUCGACACUGGCAACCAAGACUUCUGCUACUACAAUUUCUGGUGCUCCCAGCCAUACUCAGUGUUUGCUAGUUUCAACAGUCUAUUUAGCAACAUAGGCUACGUUAUGUUGGGUGUUCUGUUCUUUUUGAUCGUUUACUCGAAAGAAGCGAACUUUAAAUUACGAGUAUUAAUUGACCCGGAUUUGCCUAAUCGUGGGAUCCCAAAACACUUCGGAAUCUUCUACGCUAUUGCACUGGCGUUAUGCAUGGAAGGCGUGAUGUCUGCAUGUUACCAUCUGUGCCCAAAUGGGUUCAACUUCCAGUUCGACGUGUCCUUCAUGUAUAUUAUUGGAGGUCUGGGCACUCUGAGGAUGUACCAGAGUAGACAUCCGGAUGUGAAUGCGAAUUCACACAUGGCAUUUAUGACGUUCGCAGUUGUCAUCGCAAUUUCAGUCGUCGGAGUGGUGUUCCAUGCGCAGAAUUGGUUCUGGAUACUAUUCGUGGUCUGCUAUCUGCUCGCAGUUUUCUACGUCACAUGCCAAGUCUAUUUCAUCAGCAAAAUCAAACUAGACUGGAAGCUGUUCCAUCGGAUGUUGACCUUCGUACGGAGGGAGUAUUGUGUGAUUAAGCCCUGGAGACACUACCUACCCAACAAACCGGACCGAUUCAUUCUGCUGACUAUUGGAAAUAUUGUCAAUUGGGCCAUCGGCGUUCUGGGCGUGAUCAAACAGCCGACCAGCUUCGGCAGUCUCCUGUUGUCCAUCUUCAUCGUGAAUCUGCUGCUCUACUUCAUGUUCUACAUCAUCAUGAAGCUGAGGUUCAAAGAGAGAGUGCACUACUUCACUGUGUUCCUGGGCAUGUUCGGAUUCUGCACCUGGAUAUCGGCACUCUACUUCUUCAAGGAGUCAUGCACCAACUGGCAGCUGUCGCCGGCUCAGUCGCGUGAAUUGAACAAGGAGUGUGUGUUGCUGGACUUCUACGACAACCACGACAUUUGGCAUUUCCUGUCUGCCAUCUCUCUCUUCGUCUCGUUUCUCAUCGUGCUCAUUCUGGACGACGACCUGGACUCACGCGAGAGACACAACAUCAAAGUGUUCUAGAAUGUUCUAGAACAAAUAACAGAAUACUUGGGGAACAUUGUUCUAUUAUGAAACAGAAAGAAAUAUUGGAGAAAAAUGUCUAUAAUGAAUCAGAAUACAGCGAGAAAUACCUGGAGCGCAACCGAAAAUAACAAGAAAUGAAGAUGGUUCUUGGCUACAAUGAGAAAUAGUCAAAAUUGAAAAUGCAUAUGUUGACUCGAGGAAAAACCUAUGAAGAGACUUGUGGCAGUCCAACUAAAAGCACAUGGUAAAUGAAGUGUGUUGUUGCCCACGUUCGAAAAAACCUGUUUGAUUUUAAAAAAAUGAAUAAUUUCAUUAGUUCUCUUUAAAAAAAACUAAUUUAUUUUUAGUUACUCCUUGUAAAAUACUAUUCUUCGGGUUUUCUAUCAUAAGCAAUGCGAAUGAUGUUUAAUUCGCAUUUAAUUUCGUAUUCGGAUAUCAUCGUCUGACUUGGCCGAUUCAGAGUUUUCAGUAUUAUUUGGUGCAAGUCUUGGCUUCAUAAGCAAGCAACCAAUUUAUUUGUUUAAUCUAAAUUUUCUAUCGUAGAUUUUAAUGAUGCAUUAGUAUUUAUAGAUUACCCAGCAAAUUUAGUGUUUCUGUACCCAGUAAUA
Molecule: messenger RNA, 3496 nt
Organism: Symsagittifera roscoffensis
Lineage: Eukaryota; Metazoa; Xenacoelomorpha; Acoela; Convolutidae
Product: SID1 transmembrane family member 1-like
Exons: 14
Coding region: 162-2885 (907 amino acids)
Biological process (GO): RNA transport
Cellular component (GO): lysosome; plasma membrane
Molecular function (GO): double-stranded RNA binding; RNA transmembrane transporter activity
Source: RefSeq, a predicted model, not a curated record